Molecule: messenger RNA, 1956 nt
Organism: Symbiodinium sp. CCMP2592
Lineage: Eukaryota; Dinophyceae; Suessiales; Symbiodiniaceae
Source: the annotation of a GenBank genome assembly
AUGGCAAGUGAUGGUCCAUCUCGAAGUAAAGAUGGUGUGCCUCAGUGGAACGGGGACCCGUCCUUGUUCCAGGCUUAUGAGGAAGAAAGCCUACUCUGGGUCGAGACCCAGGCGUACCACAAGCGACACAUGUGCGUGCCAAAGUUGAAAGCAGAGCUCUCAGGCGCAGCCAAACGGCUGGUUCUGGGACAAGACCCCGGAUGGGGCGUUCACGCAGACGGCGUGAAGGCUCUUAUGAACUUCCUUCGUCAGAAGCUGGGACGACCACAGCUUCCGGAGCUAUCAGAGCUUCUCAUGAAGUACUUCCGGGGCACAAAGCGGAAACCCCAUGAGACGGUGAACGACUACGUGACCAGGAAGUGUGAAGCCUAUGUUCGUGCACAACAAGCCAUGGUGAGAGUCUCCAAGGACCAGAAAGUGAACCGCGGCGGUCGGGGGAUCCCGGCACAGCUGCCGCAGAGCUCCUGGACCUAUGGAGGUGGACGCCGUGGCAGCUGGGACUCUCAGGCUUCCAUGGGGACCGAGGAAGUACCGAGUACCACCACUCCGGGCGAUGCCGACGCCGAGGAGGACAGCCAGGCGGCAGCCCCGACCUCGGCCACCACAGGCCAAGGGCAAGACGGAGACCAUCGGUGGAACAGUGCGUGGCAUGAGAAUGCCUGGUAUGGUGCCUCUUGGUCCAGCUAUGGCUACAACUCGUGGAACUACAGUGACUGGGGUCAGCCGUGGCAGGCAGGGACGGCGUGGGCCUCCUCGCCGGCUACGGAAACUCAGGAGCUUGUGAUGCCUGAGUUGGUGCCAACCUUCCUUCAGGGAUGGUUUCUCCUCCAAGACUCUGGCCUCAAUAUCCAAGAGAGGAACUUGGUGCAGACGGCUCUUCGUGGCAACUAUGAGCUACAGAAUGUGGCGGCAGAGCUCCGGUCACAGUGGCCAGACUCUGAGCUGCAGCGCCGGGACAAGCAGAACCGCCAGAGCGGGUACAUGGGCGAGUUGCACGAGGACGACGAGGAGCAGGCCUAUGAGGCAGAGUACACCAAGGAGGACUUGGAGGACGAGGGCAUGACCGAAGAGGGCCUCGUCAUCAUGGAGGAGGCAGAAUCAGAAGCGCAAGAAGCCAUGGCAGCGAUUGAGAAGAAUCGCCGGACACUCAAGGAUGCGAGGGCCCGUCAAUCCGAGGUCCGUCUAUCGCGUCGCUACUACGCCACGGGCGCAGGAGCAAAUGCUGGGCGCCGGUAUGGUGGCGGCAAGGGCCGCGGAUUCGGACCGAACCCCCGCAACACCGGGGCACCCCGCAAUGAUGCCGAGAUCACCUGCUUCCGAUGUGGAAAGAAGGGCCAUCGUACAUCUACAUGUCCUGAGAAACAGGAAGAAGCGCGGCAAACCGAUGAAGCCGCUCCCUUCGUUUGCCUGGCCAGCCAAACAAUGGAGGAUCAUGAGUUGGCAUUGAGCACGGGUCUGAGCACUUCGGAAGCAGUGCAAGCAGGGAAGGCCGUAGUCGACGGCGGAGCCACUCGCACCAUCGCGAGCGUGGAGGCGCUGGAAGCUUUGGGGCGCCAAAACCAACGGAACUUCGGCGAGGACGGCAUCCUCUCGAUCGACAAGUCCGACCGCCCUACGUUCAGCUUUGGCAAUUCCAGUAUGGACACAUGUAUCAGCACAACUGAGGUACGCUUGAGAGCCCAGGGCCAGCCCGGAAAACUCCGGGUGCAUACGCUAGACAAAGGAUCGGGUCCAGUGCUACUUUCGGUGCACUCACUUCGCGCCUUAGGCGCCCUCAUAGAUUUUGAACACGAUCUUGCUAUCUUUCGACGUCUGGACCCCAAUCGGGCGAUCCGUUUGGAGAGGUCUGCGACGGGCCAUCAAUUGUUGUCCCUUACCGAAGAUCUGUACGAGCGUUCUUAUCCUUUGAAGAAGACGAUCGAAAGCUUGCAGGACGUGAUCCUACCGGAUGAGUAG